Messenger RNA from Exophiala viscosa, 1438 nucleotides. Its product is annotated as rab-GTPase-TBC domain-containing protein. Gene Ontology annotation, molecular function: GTPase activator activity. The coding region runs from base 231 to 1388 and encodes 385 amino acids. Gene Ontology annotation, cellular component: endoplasmic reticulum membrane. Gene Ontology annotation, biological process: positive regulation of GTPase activity; endoplasmic reticulum to Golgi vesicle-mediated transport. The record is from RefSeq and is a predicted model, not a curated record. NCBI's taxonomy places the organism in Eukaryota, Fungi, Ascomycota, Eurotiomycetes, Chaetothyriales, Herpotrichiellaceae. The transcript is spliced from 3 exons.
GUCACUACUCUGAGCCUAUUUCAAUUCCAGCUCAAAGAGCGGCGAGCUUCCACGACCAAAAUCUCAAUUUGCAAGACCUCUGGCUACUCAACUCCCAUGGAAGAGGUAAGCUCGAUAUAAGGUCUAAAAAAUUGUGAUGCUGGACGUUAUACGACCAAUGUGAGAGCAUCUCGACUUGAGGAGAAGCAUACCUUCAAGCUUAAGCACGGUCAGUGCCAGUACGCACAUCUAUGGAUCAACAAGACAGGGAGAAAGGCCAAUCAAUCCAACAGGCAUGCACACAGGGUGACUUCGACACCCUGGUCAAGCUAGCAACUUCAGCAGGGGGUCUUUUGACCGACGAACUUCGCCGCCAGGCUUGGCCAAUCCUAUUGGGCCACAAGAGUCAAUCCGGAGCAAGUGAACAACAACAGUCAAAUCAGGCCUGGAGAAAGCUACCCCGGCAUUCUGAUGAGGACCAAGUCCAACUUGACGUUGACCGAGCUUUUGUAUACUACCCCAAAGAUGAAUCCGAACAAUCCCUUGACAAGAGGAAAGCAGAACUUUCCGACCUAAUCGUAUCAACACUCAGGAGUCACCCUAUGCUCUCCUACUUCCAAAGCUACCACGACGUCGUACAAGUUCUCCUCCUUGUACUAGGAGAACAUCAUGCUGCCGUGGCCGUUCCGCGAAUAUCACUUCUCCGCCUGCGCGACUAUAUGCUACCAACAAUAUCGCCCGCGAGAAAACAUUUUGAGCUUGUCUCAGCCAUCGUCAAAGCUGCAGACCCCGAACUGGCUGAUCACAUUGCCGAAGCUGAGAAUAGCUUUGCUUUGUCGGCAACGCAUUCCUUGUUUGCCCAUGACAUUCAGAACUAUGGCGACAUAGCUCGAGUGUACGAUUUCCUUCUCUCGCAUGAACCAGUCAUGAGUCUGUACUUGUUCGCCACCAUUACCAUCUCGCGCCGCAUGGAGCUGUUGGAAAUGCCCGCAGAUGAGUCCGACAUACUCACUUUCAUGAUCUCCAAGCUACCACAAACACUGGAGAUCGACGAAUUGGUUCAGAACACGUUGAUCUUGUUCCAACACCACCCGCCUGCAAGGCUCCCUGGCUUCGUAUGGUGGCGAUUGUCACCAUACAGCGUCCUUAAGACAUCACGAAACAUCAAUCAACCACACAACCUCAAGGCCGCCGAGGUACUAUGCCAGAAGCAGAUCCAGCAACUUCGCAGAGAGGAAUUGUUGCAGAGGAGGGUCAAGUUACUGUACAUGUACAGAAGACCGGUAGCCUCGCUGACCGCCACAUUGCUGGUUGGUGCUGUAUCAUUCUGGCUGCGAAGAACUGGACAAGACAGGUUUAUCUUGUCUUUGUUGUCUUCAGCCUUUCAAUAUCUUUCCAGAAAAUCCUGAAUUGACACUCGGCUCAGAUCAGGUCUGAAUGCCGCCACAAUGGUGGUCCU